Messenger RNA from Anopheles stephensi (Asian malaria mosquito), 7445 nucleotides. RefSeq lists its product as uncharacterized. Gene Ontology annotation, biological process: homophilic cell-cell adhesion; protein phosphorylation; cell surface receptor protein tyrosine kinase signaling pathway. Bases 2208 to 6902 code for a protein of 1564 amino acids. Gene Ontology annotation, cellular component: plasma membrane; axon; signaling receptor complex. Gene Ontology annotation, molecular function: ATP binding; calcium ion binding; transmembrane receptor protein tyrosine kinase activity. NCBI's taxonomy places the organism in Eukaryota, Metazoa, Arthropoda, Insecta, Diptera, Culicidae. The transcript has 9 exons. The record is from RefSeq and is a predicted model, not a curated record.
UAGUUUUAUCAGUGAUAGCGUACGGAUGUGUCCAUCGAACGACGGUUUUCCAGGAUUCGCGCGCGACCCGACCACACAUAUCUGAAGCCGUUUUCCAAAUGGUUGAACAUAACACAAUCCUGCCGUCGUCGUCGUGCUCAGUGUGUUGUGUGAACGCGUAUCGGUACGGUGAUACACAGUCACGGAAUAGCAAACCUGCGAAAGGAACCUUCUGUCGGCUGAUUUCAAAAUUAUCAUAACAAGUGUUUUUGCUGAAUGUUUUUUUGUGCUAUGGGUUUUUUUUUCUUUUCUUUGUCGAACAUGUGAUCUACGUAAAACAGUGAAGAAAUUGUGUUUAUUCUGAAGAUGAUGAUACCAAUUUGAAUAGAAGAGAAGGCGCAUCCGUUACGAAAAUACUACGGCGUGUGGCGUCCACAGCAAGGAAAGGCCCAACGAAUUCCCCAUUUUGUUGUGCGUCUCGAUGCGUCGCGUUAUUUUGUGGUUAAGUUUAAUUUAGUGUAUUGCAUUCCGCGGCUCCGAGAUAGGUGCGUGGCGUAUAGAAUUUAUGAUUCGAAUUUUGUUACUACCAGUAGGCGCUGAGCUGUUGUCAAAAUCGGUCCCCACUCGGCUUUGUGUGCUUCUUUGACAGUUUGAAUAACAAACCGAGGGCGAAAACAGGGGAAGAAGUGAGAAAAAGCAACAACAAGAAUAAAACGAGCGUUGUGUCGAAAUUUGCAAACGAGCGAAGCCACUACCCGGAGACGCGCUCCAAGUGUAUUCGACCGUAUUUUGUAGGCAAGUAAGGUAAAGACGUAGAAUCGGCAGAAAUCCGCGUGUGUGUAUGUGUGUCUGUAUCCUACGCAAGUGUGUGAUGUGUGUUUUCGGAAUCGUCCUCGCACGGUAGGCGGAUGUCCUUUGUAGGCGAGGUGGCUGUAGCCUCUGUGCGUUAGUAUUAGUUGAAGUUGAUUUUGAAUGAAUCGGAAGCAGAACGUGGAAGCGUGGGGAAAGUGAUGAGGGUGGGGGCAAUUUCAUUGAGUGAUUUGGCAGAAUAAGAGUUUGAGCAUCAAAUUAACUGGUAAGUGUGGAGAAGGUCCUACGGUGGUCUCCAGCAGCAGCAUCAUCAUCAUCAUCAUCGACAUCACCAUCGACCACAGGAGAAAGCACACUCGGUGAGGCGCCAGUUGGGUGAAUUAUCUCUCACCCAGCACACCGUGCUCUGGUAGUCAUCAAAGACAACGGAAAGACAAACAGGGCCAAGAAUCGGAUGCGCAACAGGCGGAAGAACAAAGUCAUUGAAAGUUCCAGGCGAUCCCUCCGACGUCCGCUAGAGGAGGAGGACAAGAUCUGUCAGUUUGAAUGGUUUUUAAAUUGGACAGAAUCAAACCGACCAUCGUGUGUGUGUGCGAGCGUGGGGGGUGCGAUAGAGACAAGAAGAAACAUUAGUCCAGCAUCAUCAACGUGUGUCUCGUGCCAAGAAGUCGUACCGCCAAGAUUUAAUCGUAUCAGCUCAUUCGACGUUUGCCCGAUUGUGCAAGUAAUCGAUUUGGGGGAUGCAAUUUAAGUCGAGAAGUGUAAGCGCACUCAAAGGAUGAAUGAAGCUUUCCUGUGGGUCGUUAUCUUUGUAGAUAGUGCGGCCAGUUCAUAGCCUUUCUUCUUCGCUGUGUGAAACGAAUUAGCGAGGAAGCAGGAAACAUCCAACACAACAACCAGUCCACACGGAACGUGUGUUAAUAACGUACGACAGUUCCAUAUCCCUUCGGUGUUGUGGCUGAUAAGCGGGGUUGCGUACGUAUCUCGCCGUGGGUGGUGGGUGGUGGCCCAAGUCCAGCAGCAAUUCGUACACACAGUUCGAAUGCAUCGUAAAAGUAUGACGUGUGCGGCCAUAAUUGCUUGAUGAUUUCCCGUCCCGUAGCGAGCAUCCGGUAUGAGACAUUCUUACCACACCGAUGUCAUGCUGCACAGUACAAACCCAGUUCGCACAGUGCAGGAAGCUGGAAGUGAACCUCGCAGGAAAAUUAUCAUCUGCUAGAACAUAGGAACACAUACCAAACUCGGUGUUAAAUUAUAUAGACUACCACGUACCUCGGCAGCAGGAGGAGGGAACACAAAUAAAACCAAACGAGGAGAAGAAGAGUGUGGUGUUGGUGACUGUCUGUUCGGGUGUAGAGUCGAUCUCGCAUCCGUCCGAAAACAAUUCUACCGACCAGACGCGAAGACGGGACCGUAUCAUGCCGUUGCUAAGACAUUUCAUCCUUGGCGAAGCUUGCGAGCAGGGCAACGGUUUGCUCGGUCGGAAACAAUUGUCGACAGCUCAGCGGCCAUUCCGAAGACAGCGCCGAUCGAAGAUGCUACUGCCUACGUUUGUGCUGCUGGCGGCGACUCUUUGCGGUACCAUGUGCUCGCUUCCAUCGACACGAGCAUCUUCCCCACCGAACGGUGUUUAUUUUUCCAUCUCGAAGCUACGCGUAACGCUACCCAUCUCGAAGGAGUCCUACAUCAUCCUACGCAACGAACCGAUCGUUAGCUUGCGGCUACUUGCGACCGGUAGCGAACUGCGAACGAACGCCAUCGACCAGGAGCCGGACGAUGACUUCAGCUACGCGAUUGAAAGUCCACCGGACACCGGGUACCUGAAGGUGGACUCGCGUACCGGCGGUUUGUGGAUAACGUCGCACAUCUACACCAUGACGAACGUUACCGAGUUUGUAAUCGUUGCGGUGAACUCAAGCGUUGCAUCACCGUUCGCACACGGCGUAAUGCCAGCGGCCCGGCUGACGCUCACGAUUGACCCGCUGUCGGUGGCUGAAGAUACGCUGGACAGCUUCUGCGAGCAUCAUCCGGAGCGUGCAUGCUUCUGGGACACGGCCCAGUACCGAGUGGCGGAAAAUGGACCCCUGGGAUGGACGAUCGGUGCUGUGGGGCCUGCGUUUUACCGCCGGCUGUGUCCACAGCAUCGUCCCAAGUAUGAAUUGGCUGGUGCAACAACGUCACUCAACAACAGGAGCAACGAGUAUCUGAUGCUGCACCCCAGUGAGGGUACGUUGCGUACGAAGGUAUCGUUCGAUCAUGAUACGCAUGCACCAGGACCAACGCUGCAAGCAAGUGUACGGUGCACGUUGCAACAGGUACCCAUGGAGAGUGAUGGAAAACCAGUCAAAGUUGAAUCUCAAACCGUCGAUCGGACGAUCACGGUGAAUGUGCUGGAUCGGAACGAUAAUCUGCCCCGUUUGGAGGUAUUGAAUGGAACGGGUGACACAAGCGGCCAGCACGAAGAACAGGACGAUGUACCCAGCUACCAGGUGUACGUGGAUGAUCCACAUGUGAAUCAGGGUGAUACCGUUGGCUACUUCCGGAUCAUGUUUACCGAUGACGAUUCCAUUCCCGUGAACACUCGCGUCCAUUACAAGCUGCACGGAGACAUUAUGGAGCUGUUCCGGCCCGAUUGUGCGAUGUACGAAAAUGAGCACGACGGCGGCCUCAAGCAAACCGUGUUCGGAUGCAAGCUAAUGUUCGCCCGGUCCGGUAUUCUGCGAAAGAGUCCCUACUGUGUCACGCUGCAGGCGGUGGACCAAACGGUGGAACUUUCCCCGUACGAUACGGUCCGUGCCGCUGCACUGUUCGCCAACGCGUCCAUCUGUCUCACCACGAACCUGAACCGCAUCCACGAGUACGAUAUGCCACGGCCAGAAGCCCUAACGAGCAGCGGCAUCGUGCAGGCGACGUCCCACGGCGAAGGGAGCGGUGGUGGAUUCCGCGGCGGUGAACCGAAGGCGACGGGUCGAAAGAAAAGCAAGAAGGAAGCUGCCAACCCGGCCAAAAUUGUGUACCCGAAGGAAGCGGUUGUGUAUGACACCUCACGGAAGUACGCCCGAAUUGCGGAGCCGAAAUCGUUUAAGCAGCUAGUCCAGGAAAACAGUGCCGAUCUCAACUUUCGGCUCACGAGCAACCCGCUGAACGCGUUCGGGAUAACGAAGGUGGCGGGAAUCAUUUACCUGAAGAACGAAACCGCAUUCCAGAACAAACCGGAGAGCCGGCACGAGAUAACGGUGGCGUGGAAGAAUUACACCGUCGGCAUAUUGGUUCGCCUUCGGAAGAACCCGAACGUGCACUGUGCACCGGUACCGAUCGAAGAACAGCAUGCGGCGACGGAAGACUUUUGUGCGGCCCAUCCGAAUCGUACCAGCUGUGCCAGUGCGUGCGGUUUGGGUAGCUUGAUGGGUCCGUGCGAGUACCGUGCCUCGGAGAGCUCCAUAUUUGCAUGGACGGAAGACUAUCCGACCUGCUCGUCCGGUUUGUCCCACUGUCCGGACGGUAUCUGUGAUCCGCUCGAGGAGAUGGGUCACCGGGAGAAGAUACACAUCUGUCCGCAGGAUUGCGUUUUCAAGCAGGACAUCUUCGGUGUGCACCAUUCGGACAAGCCACGUGGCAUACAAACCGCUUCCGGACAUUGCAGCUGUCGCGCGUCUGGCCACUGUUCCUGUAUCGAUACGUUGCGCAUUCCUUCGUCGUUCAAGCGAAAUAAAACCAUCACCACAACAUCGAGCUCAACUUCGACCACCACAACGACGACCCCGGUUAGCGUUGGGGGUGUUUCGGGGAGUGAUGUGGAAAUGAUUUCGAUUAGCGGGAAAAAUCAAACUGAAGGAGGAGGAUUGCUGGAAAAUGGUGGUGGAACUCGUCGGGGGGAGCCGGGUGAUCGGUCGGAAGAUGCACCGCCCGCCGCGGUACGUGAUGGAAGCUUUUACGAGCCGGGGCUUAUAAAGGGACCGCACGCCUCGAUCUAUCUGAUCGCGAUCGUGCUGAUUCCGAUGGUGGUGGCAAUCAUGAUCGUGCUGUAUUGCUUCAGCAGAAAGCUAACGGUGAAGAAUAAGCUGUUGGAUGGGAGCUGCGCCAACGGGACGGGCGGUGGAAUGAACAGCAUCAGCAUGAACCUUGUGAGCAAUGAUACGGAAAUCUUCAACGUGGAGCUACCGCUGGCAUCGCGUUUCAAUGAGUUCAACUUUAAAAUUGACUACGACUCAAAGUGGGAAUUUCCACGCUCAAAUCUAAUCCUCGACGCAACACUUGGCGAAGGAGAGUUUGGGAAAGUGCUGAAAGGAUUCGCGACGGACCUGCCGGAGAAACCGGGCAUCACUACCGUAGCGGUUAAGAUGCUGAAAACGGGAGCAAAUUCAGUUGAACUGCUUGCACUACUGUCCGAGUAUCAGCUGCUUCAGGAAGUGAACCAUCCCAACGUGAUCCGGCUGCUGGGCGCUUGUACGAAGGGUGACACACCGCUCCUCAUCAUCGAAUACUGUCAGUACGGAUCGUUGAAAAACUACCUUCGUUUAAGCCGCAAACUGGAGGUCCUGAACGCAGACUACGAAAACUCCGUUGAACCGAUCACGGUGAAGGACAUCCUAUCGUUCGCAUGGCAGAUCAGCAAAGGAAUGGCGUACCUAACCGAUAUAAAGCUGGUGCACCGUGAUCUGGCCGCCCGUAAUGUGCUGCUAGCGGAGGGUAAAGUGUGCAAAAUCUCAGACUUUGGACUGACGCGCGACGUAUACGAGGAUGAUGCGUAUCUGAAGAAGAGCAAGGAUCGGGUGCCGGUGAAGUGGAUGGCACCGGAAUCGCUGGCCGACCAUAUCUACACCACCAAGAGCGACGUGUGGGCGUUUGGUGUGCUGUGCUGGGAGCUGAUAACGCUCGGUGCAUCGCCCUACCCGGGUAUUCCGCCCCAGAAUCUUUACAAUCUGCUAAAGCAAGGCUACCGGAUGGAGUGUCCGAAAAAUUGUUCGGAAGAAAUAUACGGUAUUGUACGUUCGUGCUGGGCAGACGAUCCCAAGCAGCGUCCCAGCUUCAAGCAUCUCGCGGGUCAGUUUGAGCAUCUACUAGGACGCAGUGCGAAGUACAUCGAUAUGGAACAGAAUUCGAUUUCCAACCCGGUCUAUUGUGUUAACGUCGACGAAGUCGAUUGCGCAAAGAUGGCCAUUUGCAAGGAGGAACAGGACCGGCUGGAAAGUCUUUGGACGGCACCGCAAUACGAAUCGGCGGACAACACGAGUGCCGAGCAUACGGGGCGCUAUCAAACACCUUCGGCCAUGGCAGUAGCUGCCGUAAUUUCGGAACUGAACGAAGACAAGAAACAGUUGCUGCUUCAGAGCUACGACACACCACGUCCACUCAUCGAAACGGCCACGAUCGAGCAGAAGCUACGAUACGAAAACGACGUACGACUGAGGCCGAAAAAGCUUAGCAAUGUUGCCGCCUCAGGCCCGAACGAUGAUCCACCACAUCGAAGCCUUCGUUCCGGUGGUUUCAUUACUGCCACGCGAUCCUCCUCCAUUAGUCCACCCCGCUGUCUGAGGAAUCACUGCGAGGAAACGUCCUUCAUAACGUGCGCUGCACACAAGUCGGACCAUCGCGAUACGGCCAGCAGUAACAGCAGCAGCACCAGCAGCAGCUGUGGCUGCACCGGCCCCACCACCGAAUACGAUUCGCCCAGCCGGCAGCCACGGCGCGUCGUGUCGUACGUGGACAUGAACAAAAACAAUCACCACCUGAACGCGAACCUGGAGAUCAACAACAUGGUCGACAAGAAACAGUCCAAAGAUAUUGCCUUACGAUUUUCGAACGCCGAUAACGAGCUGCAGAUGGUGCUGGUCGAUCCGAUCGCGGGCGCACCGUUUCGCACCCAGAGCUGUCCCAAGAGCAUUUCGAUCGAAUCGCAACUGGCGGCCAUUUCGAACGAUGAGACGAUGUUGCUGCAGCAGCAGCAAGAUAAAAGAGCAAACAGUGUCGCUGCCGCCGCCGCCGUCGCCGCCGCCGCCGCCGCCGCCGCCGCCGAUGUUCCGGUGGAGUACGCCCAGGUGGUGAAAAAGCAGCAUGCCGCUGCCAAUGAACACAAGGAACCGGUAGGGCUUACCCUUACCUCGACGGUUUAAGCGUGCGUGCGCUGCUGUCUGAAGAAGAAUGAUAUUUUUUACCAUUUUACAAGAACUUCAUACUUCGAAUACCGCCUUUAAGAUGGAUGCUAUCGCGACCAAGCAUGUGCUAGUUUCACCACGUACAACGUUCCAUAUUACUAUUUAUUUCGAGGUUAGUAUACAAUUUAGCUAAUAUUUUAUAAGGUAAGGCGAUGGACAAUUGGAGCGCAGUAUGUAUGUAUGAACUGUUGUGGGCAGGAACCUAUCAGGCUUUGUACUUGAUUAAAUUUGUUUUCUAUCUUUUUGUUACGUUUGACGCACUGUGCGCCGGCAGACGACAUUUAUUUCGAAUUUUCUUUACCUCUUUGUUCGUUUAUCUAUUUAUGAGAUCAGUUAUCACUUGUUUUUUUGCUGCAUAAGGUAUCCAAUUUAUUCCAAGAAUGAAUCACUAAUUCCAUUACGAUUAAUAAUGUUUGCCUUCGGAUGAAAUUCGGUCUUCGGAAUGUAGUAGCAUUUAAGGAAAUAAAGCGCAAAAAACGCGUGCCAUUAAGUGAAGAGAAA